Molecule: messenger RNA, 2435 nt
Organism: Mesoplodon densirostris (Blainville's beaked whale)
Lineage: Eukaryota; Metazoa; Chordata; Mammalia; Artiodactyla; Ziphiidae
Gene: FHL1
Product: four and a half LIM domains 1
Exons: 7
Coding region: 212-1054 (280 amino acids)
Biological process (GO): muscle organ development
Molecular function (GO): transmembrane transporter binding
Source: RefSeq, a predicted model, not a curated record
GCCCGGCCGAGGGGGCUCAGUCCGCAGCCGCCGCCGCCGCCGCCGCGCCUUGGCCUCGGUGCUGGCAGCGGCCGCCGCCGAGACAGCCGCGCGGGCGAGCAUCCCCAGGCAGUACGUCGGAGGUUGUCGUCAGCUGCGUCCCACCCUCACUGAAUACAUCCCGUUCUGCACACAUCCAGUGUGAGGUCCCUCCAGCUACAGGGUGGGCACCAUGGCUGAGAAAUUCGACUGCCACUACUGCAGGGACCCCCUGCAAGGAAAGAAGUACGUGCAGAAGGACGGCCACCACUGCUGCCUCAAGUGCUUCGACAAGUUCUGCGCCAACACGUGCGUGGAGUGCCGCAAGCCCAUCGGCGCCGACUCCAAGGAGGUGCACUACAAGAACCGCUACUGGCACGACACCUGCUUCCGCUGCGCCAAGUGCCUCCGCUCCUUGGCCAAUGAGACCUUCGUGGCCAAGGACAACAAGAUCCUGUGCAACAAGUGCACCACUCGGGAGGACUCCCCCAAGUGCAAGGGCUGCUUCAAGCCGAUCGUGGCAGGAGAUCAGAACGUGGAGUACAAGGGCACCGUCUGGCACAAAGACUGCUUCACCUGCAGCAACUGCAAGCAAGUCAUUGGGACGGGAAGCUUCUUCCCUAAAGGGGAGGACUUCUACUGCGUGACUUGCCACGAGGCCAAGUUUGCCAAGCACUGCGUGAAGUGCAACAAGGCCAUCACAUCUGGAGGAAUCACUUACCAGGAUCAGCCCUGGCAUGCCGAGUGCUUUGUGUGUGUUACCUGCUCUAAGAAGCUGGCUGGGCAGCGUUUCACCGCUGUGGAGGACCAGUAUUACUGCGUGGAUUGCUACAAGAACUUUGUGGCCAAGAAGUGUGCUGGAUGCAAGAACCCCAUCACUGGGUUUGGUAAAGGCUCCAGUGUGGUGGCCUAUGAAGGACAAUCCUGGCACGACUACUGCUUCCACUGCAAAAAAUGCUCCAUGAAUCUGGCCAACAAGCGCUUUGUUUUCCAUCAGGAGCAAGUGUAUUGCCCCGACUGUGCCAAAAAGCUGUAAAGUGACAGGGGCUCCUGUCCUGUAAAAUGGAAUUUGAGUCUUGUUCCUCGUGUCCUCGCCCUCUGCCCGGCACCACCCAUAGGGCGAGAGCGGCCUUUCACCUCUUCAGGGUUGCUCCUUCUGUCUUUCCUCCCAUUUUACAGUUAUUACUCAAGUAAGGGCACACAGUGAUCAUGUUAGGAUUUAGCAAAAAGCAACCCUGCAGCAAAGUCAAUUUCUCCAUAGCUGCAAUUAGCAAACGAACACUUAGCUAGACUGACUCUUCUGCAUGUUUAUCAUAGAGCAGAAAAGUGCUGACCAUGUAGCUGCUUAGUGACAUAAGCAAGAAGCCUAAGAGAUAAAGCCCCCCACUGAGAUGCCUCCUGUGGCUCAGCUGGGACCCACCGUGUCAGUCACACGACACAUCAGAGUUGCAGCGGCUGCUCCAACUCGGCUGCUCACCCUGUUCUGUGAGCAGAAAGAACUUAGCGAAAUGCAUGGUUUACCUUCCUCCUCAAAACCUUCCUUCUGUUCUUUUGUGCUUUCAAAUGACUAACACGGAUUUCCAGAAAAUUAACAUUUGAAUUUAGCUGUAAUUCUCAACUGACCUUUUCCCCUGUACUAACGUUUGAUUUCCCCGUGUGGCGUGUUUUCUGAGCGUUCCUACUUUGAAACAUGGAACGUGCAGGUGAUUUGGAAAGUGUAGGCAGAUCUGAGAAAACAAGCCUGUUUCAGAAGAACGUCAUCACAGCGAAUACUUCUGGAAGCUUAACAAAACUAACCCAGCUGUCCUUUAUCUUUUUUUAAUUAAUAAAUUUUCGUUUUAAUUAAUAGCAACAUAGCUUAUUGGGUUUGGAGACUUGCAUGGAAAUAUUUUAGCCCCCUCAGACGUUCCUGCAGUUCUGAAAGUCAUCCUACAGAAGUAACCGUAAGAGUCGAGAGGGGUAGGUGAGCAGGCGCCAGGACUGUCAUUGACACGGAUAUGACAUUUCCCAACAGUGACAAGUGGAAUCCCUUGUAACAUAGUACUUGUCUGCUCUGUGUCCGUGUGUUAAUAAGCAGGCCCGCCAAGUCCCUUCUCUUGGGAUUCUGAGGACUGUUCCUCAAGAGCUUAGCUGGCUCUCUGGGGGCUGCGGAGGCCACUGUCCCCGCAGGCAGAACCGGAUUUCCACGUAGCGCUUACCUGAGAUGCAGGAUCACCUACUUACUGUAUUCUAGCUACAUUGUUAUAUUACGUAGUAUAAUGAGACGAUAUCAAGAGUACACAUGUAAUGACAGUGCAUAUUAACAUUCUUGUAGGAGUGGUUAGAGAAGCCGAUGCCUCAUUUCUACAUUUUGUCAUUAGCUAUGAUCAUCUGACAGUUCAGUGUAUCCUUACAGAAAUAAAGCAGCAUAUAAAUAA